CGCUUCGACGGAUUGACUGUCAGCAGCUUCGACGGAUUGACUGUCAGCAAAGAGCUUCGCUUCGACGGAUUGACUGUCAGCAGAGUUUCUAUUCGACGGAUUGUCUGUCAGCGAGAUGGCGCCUAAAUCAAAGCCAUCAGAAGAAGACUACGGAGGUCUCGGGGAAGAAGGCGACCCAGCUGCUGCGCAGCCGGGAGGAGGACCAAACAUCAAAGCUCCAGCCUACGACCCCAAGAGUAUGACCAUGAAGGACUACAAGCGCAGGGUCGCGGUGUUUCGCAUUCGCACUCGCCUGCCCGUCGAGAAGCAGGCGGCGGAGCUCUACGCCGAGUUGCAGGGCGACGCCUGGGUGCACGCGGAGGACCUGGAUCCGAUGACUUUGCAGAACGCCGGAGGAGUUCAGAUGCUGCUCGACUUCCUAGCCGACAAGUUCGACGAUGAGAAGGUGAUGGAGUUGGGAAGCGAGCUCAAGACAUUCUUCACCAAGAUGCGCCGCGAAAUCGGCGAGGAGAUACGUAACUACAUCAACCGCUUCGACUCGCAGGUCUCGCGACUGAAGACGUUGCAGAUCGAGUUCCCCGAUCAGGCGCUCGCGUGGCUGUUCGUGUGGUGGCUGGGCCCGCCGCCAGAUAGAGAAGCUGGAGUGCUCGGCGCCAAUCAGAACAAGUACGAGCUCAAGCCGCUGCAGAAACAGACGUUGCUGCAUGUAAAGGACGCUAGAGCGCUGGACAAGUUCAACCCCCGGAGGCCCGUUCCAGCACAGCCCGCUACAGCCAAGGGAGGAGCCAGACAGCGACGCUGGGGAGCUCACCUCACCGAGAACGACGAGGAGGACGGCAACUUCGAGGCAUUCGAGACUCAAGCGGAGGACGAUGACCUGCCGGAGGAGCUACUCGAGGAAGAGGACGAAGCGGAGGCCGAAGUUUUCAAGCUGGAGGAGAUGCUAGCCAGGGCGAAGGAUCGCCAGAAGGACGCCAAGCAGGCGCGAGGUUUUUAUCAUCGAGAUCGGCUGCCAGGACACAAAGGCGGUGGACGCGGUCCCAGUUCAUCAAGUGCUGGAGGCAAGGGCGGUUCAGAACGCAUCAAGAAGCUGAAGGCCAGGACCCACUGCGCGGUCUGCCAGAAGAUCGGGCACUGGAAGGGAGACCCGGAGUGCCCUGGACCGCCGAAGAAAGCUCACACGACGACCGCCGACGACAACCACAGCUUAGAGGACGAUCAGGCCGCGGAACAGUUCUACACCAGCUGGCACGACAAGGAGCAGCAGAUCGCGACGCAGAGCUUCUUCAUCAACAGCGUGAUGAUGACGGACGCGGUCAACGUGAUAAUGGCUACGAAGGAGGAGCUCCUGCAACAGUGCGGGGGCGAGCUGCUGCCCGACUCGCGCUGCGCGAAGUCCGUGGGCGGCCAGGUCUGGUGCGACGACAUCAAGAAGAAGCUGGCCAAGCUGGGAUUGAAGCCGAUCGAGUUCAACGAACGCGAAGCCGUCAGAUUCGGAGCUGGGAAGCCAAUCAUGAGCACCAUGGGCGCACUGAUCCCUGUUGCGGUACGCGGAAGACACUUCUCGUUGAGGAUCUCGAUAGUGCCCUGCUUGGUGCCCGCGCUUUUAUCUCAGAAGGCUCUCGGUCAACUGGGCGCUGUGCAUGAUCGCGAGGUGGGGGCUGGAGAGAGCACCAUGGCGUUCAGGAAGCUGGGAGUCUCCGACCUCGAGCUCGGGCAGACCAAGAGCGGCCAUCCGAGCUUCAACGUGCUGGAGUUCGACCGGGCCCAUCUUUUCACACUCAGGAACGUCUACGUGGGCCUCCAGAGAUCCGCGAGGCAUUUCGACUUCAGCAUCGAGAACGACCCGAACUACUACACGAGAGACUUCAGCAUCGAGAGCGACCCGAGUCACAACGCGAUAAACUUCAAGGAAAGCGACCCGAAUUAG
This is a messenger RNA of Prorocentrum cordatum, 1930 nucleotides long. The record is from the annotation of a GenBank genome assembly. NCBI's taxonomy places the organism in Eukaryota, Dinophyceae, Prorocentrales, Prorocentraceae.